GUAGGACCUACUGAGUAGGUGACGGUAAUGCAACUGGAAGUUGGUUUGCCACCCGCCAUUAGACACAAAGAAGAAGACGAAAAAGAAGCAUGGUGUAGGUGGCGGUGUGCACCCAAAAUACGUUGGUUCGCGGCCCGCCAUACUAAGAGGGGAAGAAGCAGCAGCAGCAGCAGCAUAUUGUGGUGAGUGGACUUCUUGGAGGAGGUGUACUUAAUGGCGGUUACGGAGACUGCGAAUUUGUUGAAUUGUUAAGGCUUCCCCAUCAGUCUUCUUCCCCCUGGGGGCUUUCCUGCCUCAGUCUGGUGGACCCGGCGAUUAGCGGGUUGCUUCGGGAGGUGAAGCUCUGACGAUGGAGAAUGGACAGAGCACAGGCUCCAAGCUUGGCCUGCCGCCUCUCACCCCAGAGCAGCAGGAGGCACUUCAGAGGGCAAAGAAGUAUGCCAUGGAACAAAGCAUUAAGAGUGUGUUGGUGAAGCAGACCAUUGCACAUCAGCAACAGCAGCUCACCAACCUGCAGAUGGCAGCAGUGACAAUGGGCUUUGGAGAUCCUCUCUCACCUUUACAAUCGGUGGCAGCUCAGCGGCAACGCGCUCUAGCCAUCAUGUGUCGGGUGUAUGUGGGUUCCAUAUACUAUGAACUUGGUGAGGACACCAUCAGACAGGCCUUUGCCCCCUUUGGCCCAAUCAAGAGCAUCGACAUGUCUUGGGAUUCUGUUACUAUGAAGCACAAGGGGUUUGCCUUUGUGGAGUAUGAUGUGCCAGAGGCUGCUCAGCUGGCUCUGGAACAGAUGAACUCAGUCAUGUUGGGGGGCCGAAACAUUAAGGUUGGGCGGCCAAGUAACAUCGGUCAGGCGCAACCCAUCAUUGACCAACUGGCAGAGGAGGCGCGCGCCUUUAAUCGGAUCUACGUGGCAUCCGUCCACCCUGACCUAUCAGAUGAUGAUAUCAAGAGUGUGUUUGAGGCCUUCGGAAGGAUCAAGUCUUGCACGUUAGCCAGAGACCCCACCACAGGGCGACACAGAGGCUUUGGCUUCAUUGAGUAUGAAAAGCCUCAGUCAGCUCUUGACGCUGUGUCUUCAAUGAACCUGUUUGACCUGGAGGCAAGUAUGAAUCCCUUCCAAAGGGAUUUAAUGGCCUUCCAGGAGGCUGUAGCCGGUGCAUCAGUGUUGGGAGCAUUAGCUGCACCCCAACUUCUUGGUCAGCAAAUGGGGAUACCUCAGGCUGUCAUGGCUGCCCAGGCACCAGGGGUCAUCACAGGUGUGACUCCGGUGCGUCCUCCCAUACCAGUGCUUCCCCAGGUUGGUCUUGUGAACCCUGUGCUUGCAUCACCACCAGUCCUGUCUAAUCAAGCUGGUGGGUCCAACCAGCAAGAGAAGAAAGAAGACAAAGAGGAGAUGCUGCAGGAUGGUACAGGGCAGGAGAUGUUGAGUGACCAAGAGCACAUGAGCAUCUCAGGCAGCAGUGCCAGACAUAUGGUGAUGCAGAAACUGCUUAGAAAAUCAGAGUCCACAGUGAUGGUGCUUCGAAAUAUGGUUGGGCCAGAGGACAUUGAUGAUGAUCUGGAAGGUGAGGUGACGGAAGAGUGUGGCAAGUUUGGCUCCGUCAACAGAGUCAUCAUUUACCAAGAAAAGCAAGGAGAAGAGGAGGAUGCAGAUAUCAUUGUCAAAAUCUUUGUGGAGUUUUCCAUGGCCUCAGAGAUGAACAAGGCAAUCCAAGCCCUUAAUGACCGCUGGUUCGGAGGUCGUAAAGUUGUUGCAGAGGUGUAUGACCAAGACCGUUUCAACAGCAGUGACCUGUCUGCGUAAAGUAUCUGAAAUGGUUUACCAGCGCCCAUCACCAUACCUGUUGCCCAAACUCAUUUCAGCUCCAGUCACUGCAGUUAGAGAUACAGGCCUCUGAAACUUGUAAUUAUGUUUAACUUUUCUUUUUUAAAUUGCUGUUAAUAUUAAAUGCCUCAAUGGGGGAUUCAUUAUAAACAUUUACAUGUAAGA
This is a messenger RNA of Monopterus albus (swamp eel), 1990 nucleotides long. RefSeq names its product poly(U)-binding-splicing factor PUF60-like. Gene Ontology annotation, biological process: alternative mRNA splicing, via spliceosome; mRNA splice site recognition; regulation of alternative mRNA splicing, via spliceosome. Gene Ontology annotation, cellular component: precatalytic spliceosome; catalytic step 2 spliceosome. The transcript has 13 exons. Bases 350 to 1804 code for a protein of 484 amino acids. The record is from RefSeq and is a predicted model, not a curated record. Gene Ontology annotation, molecular function: RNA binding. Lineage: Eukaryota; Metazoa; Chordata; Actinopteri; Synbranchiformes; Synbranchidae.